GCAGGAUUUUGGUGUUUUCCUGUUUUCUGCUAAAACCGUCGCACAGAGAGCCCUCACAGUCCGCUAAGAUGGGAAGAAAGAAGAAGAAGCAGCUGAAGCCCUGGUGCUGGUAUUGCAACAGAGAUUUUGAUGAUGAGAAAAUCCUUAUUCAGCAUCAGAAAGCAAAGCAUUUUAAAUGCCAUAUAUGUCAUAAAAAGCUCUACACUGGACCUGGUUUAGCUAUCCAUUGCAUGCAGGUACAUAAAGAAACUAUAGAUGCUGUACCAAAUGCUAUCCCUGGAAGGACAGAUAUUGAACUUGAAAUCUAUGGCAUGGAAGGUAUUCCUGAAAAAGACAUGGAAGAGAGGAGGCGAUUACUUGAACAAAAAACACAAGUAGACAGUCUGAAAAAGAAAUCAAAUCUUGACGACUCUGAUUAUGAUGAUGAUGAUGAUGAUAUUGGGGCAUCCACAUCAUUUCAACAAAUGCAACCUCAUCAGGGAUUUAUGCAUACCAUGGGACAGCCAGGACUACAUCCUGGUUUACAAGGUGCUCCAGGAAUCCCUCCAGGUAUACCACCAUUGAUGCCAGCUGUUCCAUCACUGAUGUCUGGAAUACCCUCUGUUAUACCUGGAAUGCAUCAUGGAAUGAUGUCUAUGGGUGGAAUGAUGCAUCCUGCUUCUGGAAUACCUCCUAUGAUGACUGGUUUGCCACCAGGUGUACCACCACCUGUUGGAAUUCGUCAAGGAAUGCCUCCUGUAACACAAGCACAGUCAGUAUCUUCACCAGGAUUAAUCAACCGACAUGCAGCACCUAGUACAUCUGCCCCUACGUUACAGUCUGCCCCUAAACCACUCUUCCCAAGUGCUGGACAGAUGGGAUCACCUGUCACAAGCUCAAGUACAGCGCCCACCAAUUCAGAAAAUCUGUCUGCACCUUCUAAAGCUCUGUUUCCUAGUACAGCACAAGCUCAGUCAACAGUAGCAGGACCUGUUGGAACGGAUUUCAAACCUUUGAAUAACUCUCCUGUAACGAAUGUAGAACCUCCUAAACCAACAUUCCCUGCUUAUACCCAGUCUACUGUGUCAACCACUAGCACGACAAAUACCACUGCUUCUAAACCGUCAGCUUCCAUAACAAGUAAGCCUGCUACCCUGACAACAACUAGUGCAACUAGUAAGUUGAUCCAUCCAGAUGAGGAUAUAUCAUUGGAAGAAAAACGGGCCCAGCUUCCUAAAUAUAAGCGCAGUCUUCCUAGGUCUGGCCAGGCUCCUGUAGGCAAUCAAGCUGUUGGUCCUUUAGGAGCUUUGAUGCCGCAACCUGGAAUGCCUUCUCAGCAGCCAGGGAUGAGGCAUCCAGUUCCACCUCAUGGUCAGUAUGGAGGCCCCCAUCAAGGUAUGCCUGGAUACCAUCCUAAUGCUCUGCCUCCCUAUACACAAGGCCCUCCCAUGGUUCCACAGUACCAAGGCGGACCUCCUCGACCGUUAAUGGGAUUAAGACCCCCUGUAAUGUCUCAAGGUGGCCGCUACUGAUGUUGCUGCACUAUUAAAUAGGUUUGGAGAUUAAACCUUUUCUCAUCUUGUGCUGUGUAUAUAGCCAAGCUUCCGUCAAUUAGAGCUUCAUUGUGACUAAAAGCGUAUCUUCCUGCAUACCACGAACUGUUGGACGUUUCUUUUACCUAGGGAGGGAUAUUUUUAUUUGAGGGAAGGGAUGGGGUAUGUGGGACAUUGAAACAGGAAUGUUUCCUGAUAUUGCAAUUUAUAUUGUAUGGCUUCUUUUUUCAUGUUUCAUCUAGGUUUUUAGAAGUGGCGUAUAGUAAAUAUGGUUCGUUUAAUUGUGAAGGCGCCAAAUACCACACUAAAGGCAAGUUCUGUCACAUUAUUUUGCUCUUUGUCAAAUCAAGCCUUCACAGCAUCCUCUGGGUGCUGUUGGACACUUUGUCCCCAACUUUAGUUGGUGAGGGCAGUAACUGUUCAACCUGUCACUGUAACAUAUGUUUUUUUUAAUGUAUUAAGUUAUGUUACAGGAUCUCCCCUACUGACCCAGUAAAGUCAAACUACUUUAUCUGUACUGUUUAAACUAAUUAUGUAAUAAAACAAAAGAAACUUU
Molecule: messenger RNA, 2088 nt
Organism: Bombina bombina (fire-bellied toad)
Lineage: Eukaryota; Metazoa; Chordata; Amphibia; Anura; Bombinatoridae
Gene: ZNF207
Product: zinc finger protein 207
Exons: 11
Coding region: 69-1511 (480 amino acids)
Cellular component (GO): nucleus
Source: RefSeq, a predicted model, not a curated record